GCUAAGCCUGCCCGCAUCCUACUCGACCUUCUUUUUUUUUUUCGGGGCCUUGAGACAUACUCCACAGCCUCUUUUCAAUCCUUCAAGGCUUUUUUCUUCUUUCCCUUUUUUUUCAACCCCCUCGGGACCCUUAAUUUCCUUUGAUCUUCAAACCUACUCCGUACUACGUUCCCCGCUAGAUGCCGUUGCGCUGAACCUUUCCUUUGCCCCCCCCCACAGAACAACAUCCUACUGCUUCGAUCUCUUCCGCUUGCAGCCAUGCCGGUCCCGCACCUCCGCCGUGCUUCCUUAACCAGCCGGUCAUCUAGGGAGGACUCUCCCGGUAGUGGGGAGGAGGAGAUUGUCGAGCCCGAGCAGGGAAAUGUCCUCUCGCAUAUCAUUUCGCAGCUCCGACCGGGCGCCGACCUGAGCCGGGUUGUCCUGCCCACCUUCAUCCUGGAGCCCAGGUCGAUGCUCGAGCGCAUCACCAACUUCAUGGCCCACCCCGAAACGCUCCUCCCUAUGCCCACGGUCGACGAUCCCGUUGAGCGCUUCGUCUCUGUCAUCAAGUUCUAUUUAAGUGGAUGGCACAUCAAACCUCCAGGCGUCAAGAAACCCUUGAACCCCAUUCUCGGAGAGACCUUUACUUGUUAUUGGGACUAUCCCGAUGGAACGCGGGGAUAUUAUGUUUCGGAGCAGACCUCCCACCAUCCGCCCAAGUCUAGCUACUUCUUCAUGGCUCCCGAGCACCAUAUCCGAAUUGACGGCACGCUUAAGCCCCGCAGCAAGUUCUUGGGUAACUCCGCAGCGAGUAUGAUGGAGGGUAUUGCGAUUCUGCGACUGUUGAACCGUGGCCAGGACAAGGAGAAGGGAGAACGAUACAUCUUGACGCAGCCCAACAUGUACGCGCGCGGCAUUCUGUUUGGAAAAAUGAAGUAUGAGCUAGGUGACCACAGUUAUGUGCGGUGCCCGGAGAACAACCUUGUGGCCGAUAUCGAGUUCAAGACCAAGGGCUAUUUCUCGGGUACAUAUAAUGCAAUCGGAGGCACGAUCAAGAACGAGAAGACUGGUGAAGUGUUGUAUGAAUUGUCUGGAAUGUGGAAUGGCGAGAUGCACAUCAAGAACGUUCUUACUCACCAAAAGGAGGUUCUAUUCGAUGCCACACACGCAAAGCACGCGAAGCCUUCCGCACGCCCGAUCAAUGAGCAAGCAGAGCGCGAAUCGCAACGGCUAUGGGAACCUACGGUUAAGGCGAUCCUUGCGCAAAACCAUGUAGCCGCGACGGACGAAAAGACCAAGAUUGAAGAUCGCCAACGAGAAGAGGCUGCCAAGCGCGCCGACGAAGGUGUCGAGUGGCGACCUCGACUGUUCCGGGCAGUACACGGUGGUCCGGGUGGUCCAGACGAAGGCGAGGAAGACUUGGACUGGAUCAUCAAUGCCGAGGUUGACUCGCACGAUCCCGAGACCGCAGUCAAGCAAAUCCUGGCCAUCGCGCCCAUUGUUGCCGGUCAGAAAGACUCAACCCAAUUCCAGAUUCCGCCGCAUGCUUCUAAGCCACCCAACGCUGAGCCACCGGCACUCCCCGAGCAGGACCAGACGGCUAAUACCGCGAGCGCAGCCUCAUCCACAGGAAACAACACAGCCGCCCCAAGCGUUGUCGAACGAAAGGACACCGAAACGCAAGAGGUGGAUCAAUUUGUGGACGCGGAGGAAAAGCAGUGAUUCGGGAGAGACUGGAAAACAACCACCGCAACAUAAACUAUACUCCGGGCCCAAUUCACCACCAAACCCGCGCCGAGGUCCUUUCCAGCAUCCAGCCUCGCACAGAGUCCAUCACUGCUAAUCCGCCAAGCGAAGCACAAAUCUGUCCACGUUGUUCGAUCAGCAGUAACUCGAGCGACUGGACUCGACGACUACGCACAACCCCUUCUCCUUCCCACCACUAUCAUGUUCAACACAAGCGAUUUUCCCCGGUUUAAAAAGCCGUACCACAUUUGCUGGAUACCCGAUUUGAUGCUGGAUACUCGAUUUGAUUCUGGAUUUUUACAAUCCUGAGAAAAGAAAGAAAACCUAAAACCUCAAACUCAAUAAUUUCCUUCGAAAUUCGAUUUCAAAUAAACAAAACAAUUGGAACUACAUGUAUGCUUCGAAAACGUCUUCGCAUCGGGUUUACCGUUUCGGGGACGGUAGGGGACGUGGAUGGGGUUUUACGAGGUACGUCGUAACGUCCAAUCUGGGGUGCUGUAGAAGAGAAGAAUAUCUUUCAAAUGGGUACAUCAUGGUCUUUCGUUGAAGAUGCGGUUGUUCUGCUUGAUUCGGUCUGAUUUGCUUGGUGCCUACUAUCAGAGGUCGCGGGCGUUGACUGGAAUUGAUGAUAGACUUCUUCAAUAUACGUGAGCACAGAAGUAUACCAACUAGGAGGCAUUAAUCGGAAAAUUACAAACUUUCAUUCAAUAAAUUCGU
This is a messenger RNA of Penicillium brasilianum, 2442 nucleotides long. The record is from the annotation of a GenBank genome assembly. NCBI's taxonomy places the organism in Eukaryota, Fungi, Ascomycota, Eurotiomycetes, Eurotiales, Aspergillaceae.